UCAUGCGCGUUCUCCUCAGCCGCGAGAGUUGCAGGAAAACCUCCCGGCAUCCGUGCUCAACCGGCCACCAUUUAUAGCCUCGCGGUGACAAACAAUCUUAUUAUGAGAUUUAAACUUUGCCUCGGCUAGACUGGUUGGAGGAUCAACAUGCGCUCCUCGUCGCAGUUAUUCCCCGCAGUUUGCCCAACUGAUACAGCGGCUACCUACACGCCUCCUUUGAUUGUGGUUAAACGCUGGUGUCAGCUCUCCGUCUAAUAGAAAAAAAGAGAGGACAGAAAAAAAAAAAAAACCUAGAGCAGGGCUCCGGGUCUCACCAGAAUACAUAAAGGCAAGCAAUGAAAGGAGCUCAGCCCCGAAUUAAAUCACUCAGCGCUAAAUGGAUCUUUGAGACUCUCCCCUGACGCAGCUGCUUUUGCGCGUCCUCAACCCGAAAACAGAAAGCUGGGAUUCUUUUUAUUUUUGUUAUCUAUAUUUUUGACACAUCCACCAGAAACACCUCCUGUCUCUUUGAACAUGCCUCGUGUCCGCGGUGAGAUACAGUAAAGGUGGCAGCUUUGUAUCGGGAAGAGGCUCUUUCUCGGCGAUCGCUAAGCAGAGUUCAACAGUCGCUGAACAUCUGCACUGCUGGAGGACGCCAGGGAUGCUUUCUCACACCGACGGCUUCAACCUGGACUACAGAGGGUAUCCAUCCAUGCACAUGAGAGAGAGACCGGAAGAAGGCCAGUGGAAGAAACAAUAAGAUGAAACCAUUUAAUGAUGGUAACCUUGACAAAAAAAGCACAAACCAAGCUGAGGUGGAGAAAUCUCUUUUGAGCAUCGCCAGAAGUUCACUGCAGGCUGAUGAUAGAAUCUCAGUGUAAAGGCAGACUCUCAACAUUUUUCUGAUUGGUACAUGUGGACAAUAUUGUUCAUCGUACAUCAAUCAAUGAAGUGCAGACAAAUUAAAGGAUUGUUUCUGGUCCCAAGAUCGGUGGAACAUCCAGCUGACUGUCCGACAGGAUCGACUCAGCUGUACUGAAACCACCGUGGUAUCACCCUCCUUUUAUUGUUUGGGCCUGCACAUGACUCUCAGAGAAGUACCAAUGGCCUGCAGCUCAGGCAUGGUGAUGAGUGCCUUGUUUUGGUCCGUAGCCAUUGUAUAUUUCACUCAUAUUGGCAGAGUCAGUGGAGACUGCUGGUUAAUUGAGGGUGAAAAGGGCUUUGUAUGGCUUGCAAUUUGUAGCCAAAACCAACCACCUUAUGAGGCCAUCCCCCAGCAUAUCAACAGCACCAUUGUGGACCUUCGUCUGAAUGAAAACAAAAUCAAAAGUAUCCAUUAUUCUGCCCUUAGUCGCUUUGCCAACUUGACCUACCUGAACCUGACCAAGAAUGAAAUCUCCUACAUAGAGGAUGGGGCCUUUUCUGCUCAGUUUAACUUACAAGUCCUCCAAAUGGGCUUCAACAAGUUGAGGAACCUGACAGAGGGGAUCCUCAGGGGUUUAGGAAAGCUGCAGUACCUCUACCUCCAGGCAAAUCUGAUUGAGACUGUGACACCUAAUGCCUUUUGGGAAUGCCCCAACAUAGAGAACAUUGACCUCUCCAUGAAUCGAAUCCAGCAGUUAGAUGGGUCCACAUUUACCAGCUUAAAUAAGCUUACCACCUGCGAGCUGUACACCAACCCUUUCAACUGUUCAUGUGAAUUACUUGGUUUUGUCAAAUGGCUCUCAGUUUUCCCGAACAGGACAAACGAGCGGAUGGUCUGCGACUCCCCCCCAGGCGUCUCUGGUUAUAGUUUACUGAGCCCGAAUCCUAACAAUCCCACAUAUCGAAAUGCACUUCACAUGCUCACCACUGUGUGUACUGAUGACUAUGUGACUCCGUUUAUUUCUGUGCCCAUUGAGUCUACAACACUACCCCCAGACUCAGCACUUUGCGGGCUGGAAGAUUGUCCCUCAGGUACAGAACCAGAAGAUAUUACCAUGAGUACAGCUGAAAAUGAUGUGCAAGUAACCCCUGUGAUGAAACUGAAGCAAGUAACGAAUACAGGUGCCACCAUUACAGUUGAGAUCCCUCAUCCCUACAAGAAGAUGUACAUCCUGGUUCUGUACAACAACAGCUUUUUCACAGAUAUUCAAAACCUCAAAAAUAUAAUGGAGGACAUUGAACUAAAAAACCUUAAACCACAAACUAACUACACAUACUGUGUUGCUUCAAUACGCAAUUCUCUUAGACACAACCACACUUGUCUGACAGUGCCUACUGGCCCUCGGAAUGGAAAUGACAGAGUUGUAAACAAUGCAACUGCUACUCACUACAUCAUGACAAUUCUAGGCUGCCUCUUUAGCAUGGUAAUAUUUCUGGGGGUUGUCUACUAUUGCUUGCGAAAGAAGCGUCAGCAAGACGAAAAGCACAAAAAAUCAGGUAGUCUGAAGAAGAAUAUAAUGGAACUUAAAUAUGGACAAGAACUGGAGGGUGGGACUAUUUCUCGAAUGUCGCAGAAGCAGUUGUUAGCGGGGGAGAGCAUGGCUCGUAUGCCAUAUAUACCUUCUGCAAGUGAAAUGGAGCAGUACAAAUUCCAAGAGAUGAGUGACACUCCUAAAAUGAUGAAGGGCAGUUACAUGGAGGUGCGCAGCAUGGACCACCAUGAGCGCAGGGAAUGUGAUAUGGGAAUGCCUGGAAAUAGUCAGGGUUCGGUGGCGGAGAUUUCUACCAUUGCAAAAGAGGUGGAUAAAGUCAAUCAGAUAAUUAACAACUGCAUAGAUGCUCUGAAGUCAGAAUCCACCUCUUUUCAAGGAGGUAAAUCUGGAGCAGUGUCCACGGCAGAGCCCCAACUCGUACUAAUAUCAGAACACCCACAGAGUAAAUCUGGCCUUCUGUCUCCAGUGUAUAAGGACAGCUACCACCACUCUCUGCAGAGGCAUCGCUCAACUGAUGUCUCGCCAAAGAGGCCAAGCACUGCCACAGGAGGGCCCAUGAGAAGCCCAAGGCCUUAUCGCUCUGAAUCAAAGUACAUUGAGAAAACCUCCCCAACAGGAGAACCCAUCCUCACUGUAACACCUGCUGCGGCCAUCCUGAGGGCUGAGGCGGAGAAGAUCCGUCAGUACAGUGACCACCGGCACUCAUAUCCUGAUGCUCAGAUAGAGGAGCUUGAAGGACCUGACGGCCACAAGUCCUCCAUCUUGGAGCCUCUCACUCACUCCCGCUCCAGAGACUUAGCAUAUUCCCAAAUGUCAUCUCAGUAUCACAAUCUAAGCUACUCCUCCAGUCCCGAAUACUACUGCAAACCUUCGCACAGCAUCUGGGAGCGCUUCAAACUCCACCGGAAACGGCAUAAAGAUGAGGAGUACAUGGCUGCGGGCCACGCACUGCGCAAGAAAGUCCAGUUUGCAAAGGAUGAGGACCUGCACGAUAUUUUAGACUACUGGAAAGGCGUAUCCUCUCAACAAAAAUCGUAACCUAAUUAGGUGUUUUUAAAAUGGACCACAAAUUACAGAAAUGACACAAGAACCUCAUUUGACAACUGAAUCAAUGGGUACUUCCACAUUAUAAUCAAGUACUGACUCAAGUGUGUCACAUUCUCUUUUGACUGUGAGGAAAAUGGGGUAAAGAUUCGUUAAAUUUGUCAUAUUAUGUAAAGCAUUCAUCGGGAAAAAGUAUAUUGCAAAUUAAUAAUAUAUAUGUUACAAUGGAUAAUAGGUUUUUGGGUAUCGCAUGGCCAAGUCCUGUGACAGUGGAUUUGCUGUUGUGUCAUAUGAAACUACUAUAUAAAGAUAUGUCUACUGAAACCUCAAUAUUUUUUGAAGAACUAUCUGGACCCUUCAUUCAAAAAGAACACUUUUUUCCUUCUACUCCCUGCAUAUAUUUAGUUGAAAACUAUGUACAGAUAUGGGUUUCUAUAUUUGCAAUGUUUGCUGUGUAAAUGGAAAAAGUAUCAGUGGAUGAAUCAGGUUUAACAAACGGAGCGCUGUUCAUUUAGAUUAUCUUGAUGCUACAGAACAGCAAGUCCCACUUUGAACCUGUCGGAACGUUUGUCAUUUUAACCGUCACCGCCUGUUUUGUCCGUUUCUUUUUUAAUGCUUUUACACGAUUCAGAUGGAUUCAGUUUUAAGUCCCCUGAAUCACUCGCAGUAUUCACUGGAUGACUCCUGAAAGACCUUACGCUGGAAGAAGUGCAGUAUCAUGAACCAUCAUUUGUAUAUUUAGUACCAAAGUAGAAAAAGAUGAAAUGUUUACAAUAUUUCUGCACGGUCAAGUAAUCGUAUGAAUUUAGCAGGAUGUCCAUUUGGAAUUGCUUUUUUUCUUUUCUUUUCUUUUUUUUUUUUUAAAUGUUACACAUUGGGAAACACUAAUAUCCACACAACAGGAUAUGGUUUAAAAGCCUACUCUUAAUGACAAAUUCUUCAAGAGGACAGCAGCUGUACUCAGUCACCUGUUUUUUCUGGUGCAGUCUACAUCAUGGAAAUGCUUUGGUCAGUGACACACAAGAUGGUUAGGAUUAAGGACAGGGUGUAGGUGACUUGGCGUUUUAUUCGCGUGCUGUUAGAUUACAACCUGGCCGCUACAGUACACAGCUGUUCUGGCCUGCAGGAGAGCCCGAUGGAUGAAUGUAACAGAUACAAAUUCUGAUCUGUCUAUGGCAGCUUUUAUGUAUAUUUUCAAGGAAAUAUUUAUUUAAUGCUAUUAACAACUGUGUGUUCUGGGUUUGUUAUUUUCUUUCUUUCGCUUCGAUAUUUCUUCCAGUGUAUUAUAUCGCAUAAUAUCUGAUCCGAUUGAUGGGGGAACGUAGUUUGUUAUUCAGGUGGGCCUUCUUGCUUGCAGAAAGGUUUAUUUUAUUUUUUUUGUAUUUUCACCUGCUAGGCUGUUAAAUCUUUUUGUAUAUUACAGAAGCUACGUACCAGUCGAAUAUCAACAUGUUAGAGUAAAAUUUGAGAAUGUGAAACUGAAUCCUCUGACUUACUGGCUGUGAAUUUGUAUAUCAUAAUUCUCUUUGAGUAAAUAUAACACGUAACGCUUUUCCUUUGAAAGAUGCUUAUAUCAUUUAUUCCAAACAGGCUCAUUAUGAUUCAUUGCAUAUUUAUGAACAAACGUGGACGCCUACUGUCUUACUUAUUUGAACUAUUGUCACAAUAAAACUCCAAAUGUCUCUGGGUUUACCAAGAAGUAGAGAACAUCUGUUAGCGGGCACACGGUUAAACUUCAUGAGUUAUUCUUAUCGUUACUAAUGCAAAGUCCAUUCCAUAGCGUUAUGUGAGCUUAACAAGCCGAAUCACCAAUAUAAACAGCUGGCUGUGUUACUUCACCACUUGGAUACCAUUAGCACAAAGAAGAGGUUGCAACAAGGAGAUGUAAUAGGUCAAGCCAAACCUCAAACCAAACAAAGCAGGAUAUUACUCCUAAUUAUGGAACUGCAGCAUCUAUGUUUGAUUCAUGCAUUCAUUCCAGAAACGUUGAUGCUGUGCAACUGAAAACCCACAGUACAGUGCAAAACAUUAACAUCCUGCAUGUUUAUACAUGAACUCUACCUGUCACUCCACCUUAUUUCUUGUCUUAUUUCAGUCGGUAUUAUGCAUCAGUGUGAUGGUAGUAGGAACUUAAAACCGCCCCUUCCGAAAUUAAUAUGAAACAUUUUUAUCAAUUGUGUGUUAAGGUGAUGGCCAGAGUCUGCAAUCUGAUAGUAAAUCUGAUCAGAGGAAAUUAAUUUAUCUGGUGACAUUUGACUUUACAUUAUCUUUUUUUCCCACUACAAAACCAGUAUUUGAAUUAAUCUGUAUAUUUUCAGAUUUUGUGUGUCCGACUCCUCUAAGUGUGUCACAGCGUCUUUAUUAUUCAUAAAUGUGAAAUGAAGCAUCCAUGAGCCUCAUGGGAAUGUCUUAUGUAAGCACCUUGUGAAGUGUGAUCUGGGUUGUCUGACUUAAUAUUUCAACCGCCUUAAGAUUUUGGGAUAUGUAUACAAGUGUAAAUUUCCUUUUGUUUUAUUUCCAAUGUUGAUACUGUUGUUGGGUCUCCAUUUGUUAUUUUUAUAAAAGCAUUUCAGUAUCUUCUGAGAGCUGUCAGGUUUCUAGUUCAUUUAGCUAUUUAGCGACAUGUUUUUUAUACUGCAUAUUGUAGCACUGUGUCUAAUAAGAGUGUUGAGAAAACCUUUAGAAAGAUCGACAGUCGUUGUUCAAGUGCAUCAAAACAAACAAAGAGCACAAAAAGUGUGUUGUUUUCUUUCCUUUUUUAUUUCCUAAAACUAUGUUAUCUGCUUUCAGACAAAGUACUGUGAAAUAAAGUUAAGGGUGCACAUACA
Messenger RNA from Mugil cephalus (flathead mullet), 6268 nucleotides. RefSeq names its product extracellular leucine-rich repeat and fibronectin type III domain containing 1a (gene elfn1a). Gene Ontology annotation, cellular component: plasma membrane. The transcript has 3 exons. The record is from RefSeq and is a predicted model, not a curated record. Gene Ontology annotation, molecular function: protein binding. Bases 1062 to 3434 code for a protein of 790 amino acids. Lineage: Eukaryota; Metazoa; Chordata; Actinopteri; Mugiliformes; Mugilidae.